AGCGUAGAGCAGCGCUUUGAGUAAGCAAUGUGGGGUCUCUCCGCUCGCUUCCCCGGCGUGUCGCUCACCCCACUCUCCCCUCACACGCAACCGGCUGCCUGCUCCACCUGAAACACUUGUCCACAGUGCUCUUGUGACACACGUUGAUUACUACGCCUUGAAAUGUGACUCACGACACCGUGGCUAUCUGUUGGAGUACCCGCUGUUGAUAAACAAAGGAUUCCUCGAAGGCGCACCCCCCACGGGAGUGUUGGCAAUUUGGGUGGACCAGCUGUGGAGAGUCAACAUUUUGCCAUGAGCGUGGAUUUGUUUGCGCUCUUUGGCGUGAUGCUCAUCACUUGUUCAGCAAUGGAAGAAACUGUGAUGGACACUCGAGUGGCCACAGCUGAACUAGGCUGGACCGCAUAUCCUAACUCUGGGUGGGAAGAGGUGAGUGGCUACGACGAGAACCUGAACACCAUCAGGACGUACCAGGUGUGUAAUGUCUUCGAGCCCAGUCAGAACAACUGGCUCCUCACCACCUUCAUCGAUCGCAGAGGCGCACAGCGCAUCUACGUGGAGAUCCGCUUCACGGUUCGCGACUGCAGUUCCAUCCCCAACGUUCCCGGCUCCUGCAAGGAAACGUUCAACCUUUACUACUAUGAAUCCGACGCCGUCAUUGCCACCAAAGGAACUGCUUUCUGGAUGGAGGCUCCCUACCUGAAGGUAGACACCAUAGCCGCCGAUGAGAGCUUCUCACAGGUGGACUUCGGAGGACGCCUCAUGAAAGUCAACACGGAAGUCCGCAGCUUCGGGCCCCUCUCGAAGAACGGCUUCUAUUUGGCCUUCCAGGAUUACGGAGCCUGCAUGUCUUUGCUGUCCGUCAGGGUGUUUUAUAAGAAGUGCCCUAGCGUGGUCCAGAACUUUGCAGUCUUUCCGGAGACGAUGACAGGCGCUGAAAGCACCUCCCUGGUCAUUGCCAGGGGGAUUUGCAUUUCAAAUUCCGAGGAAGUGGACGUUCCAAUAAAGCUGUACUGUAACGGAGACGGGGAGUGGAUGGUUCCGAUCGGCAGCUGCACUUGCAAGGCGGGAUUUGAACCAGACAAUGGCAACGUGUGUCGAGCAUGCCCACCGGGUACCUUCAAGUCAACCCAGGGUCCCGGGCUGUGUCUUCAGUGUCCUCCGAACAGCCGCUCAACCGCUGAGGCCGCCACCAUCUGCGUCUGUCGCAAUGGUUACUACCGCGGUGACGCUGAUCAGCCGGACCAACCCUGCACCAGUGUCCCAUCCAGCCCGAGGAAUGUCAUAUCCAUCGUGAACGAGACCUCCGUGAUCCUGGAGUGGCAUUCUCCGAGGGAGACGGGAGGCCGCGGUGACGUGGUCUACAACAUCCUGUGCAAAAAGUGCCAGGCCGACCGACGCGCCUGCUCCCACUGUGACGACAAUGUGGAAUUUGUCCCUCGUCAACUGGGUCUGACCGAGACCAGGGUGUUCAUCAGCAACCUGCUGGCGCACACUCUAUACAGCUUCGAGAUACAGGCCGUCAACGGCGUCAGCAAUAAGAGCCCCUACCCGUCGCAGCACGUGUCGAUAGACAUCACCACCAACCAGGCCGCUCCCUCCAUUGUUCCCAUCAUGCAUCAGAUCAGCUCCACCAUGAAUAGCUUCACAUUGUCGUGGCCGCAACCAGAACAACCCAACGGUAUCAUUUUGGACUAUGAGCUACGUUACCAUGAGAAGGACCACGCGGAGAUCAACUCCACCAUCCUGCGGAGCCAAACCAACACGGCGCGUGUGGAGGGCCUGCGCUCGGGUACCGUGUAUGUGGUCCAGGUGCGGGCGCGGACCGUUGCUGGUUUUGGCAAAUACAGUAGCAAGAUGUGCUUCCAGACUCUCACAGAUGAAGACUUCAAAUCAGAGCUGAGGGAGCAACUUCCUCUAAUUGCGGGGUCAGCGGCUGCAGGAGUGGUCUUCAUUGUUUCUUUGGUUGCCAUCUCGAUCGUGUGUAGCAGGAAAAGGGCCUACACCAAGGAGGCAGUCUACAGUGACAAGCUGCAACAUUACAGUACAGGACGAGAACUCUCUUUGCGAGCCGACAUGUCUAACUGCCCCUCACCACUGGGCUGCCCGACCCACUUCUCAGGCUCACCAGGGAUGAAGAUCUACAUCGACCCCUUCACGUACGAAGACCCCAACGAAGCCGUCCACGAGUUCGCCAAGGAGAUUGAUGUCUCGACCGUUAAAAUCGAGGAGGUCAUUGGCGCAGGUGAAUUUGGUGAAGUAUACAAGGGCCGUCUGAAGCUGCCCAGUAAGCGGGAGAUCUUUGUCGCCAUCAAGACCCUGAAGGCAGGCUACGUUGAGAAGCAGAGGCGUGACUUCUUAUCCGAGGCGUCCAUCAUGGGUCAGUUUGACCAUCCCAACAUCAUCCGCCUGGAGGGGGUCGUCACGAAGAGCCGACCAGUCAUGAUCGUCACGGAGUUUAUGGAGAACGGAGCCCUCGACUCUUUCCUCAGGCAAAACGACGGUCAGUUCACAGUGAUCCAGUUGGUGGGAAUGAUGCGCGGGAUCUCGGCCGGCAUGAAGUAUCUCUCCGAGAUGAACUAUGUGCACCGGGACUUGGCCGCACGCAACAUUCUGGUCAACGGCAACCUGGUGUGCAAAGUGUCCGAUUUCGGCCUGUCGCGCUACCUGCAGGAGGACACCUCUGAUCCCAGCUACACCAGCUCUUUGGGUGGAAAAAUCCCUGUGAGGUGGACUGCGCCGGAGGCCAUCGCAUACAGGAAGUUCACGUCCGCCAGCGACGUGUGGAGUUAUGGCAUUGUCAUGUGGGAAGUGAUGUCAUUUGGAGAGAGGCCCUACUGGGACAUGUCCAAUCAGGAUGUGAUUAAUGCCAUCGAGCAGGACUAUCGUCUGCCCCCACCUAUGGACUGCCCCAGCGCUUUGCACCAGCUCAUGCUGGACUGUUGGCAGAAGGACCGCAACGUCCGGCCUCGCUUCACAGACAUCGUCAGCACUCUGGACAAGAUGAUCCGUAACCCCGCCAGCCUCAAAGCGGUCGCCAACAUCCCCGCAGUGCCUUCUCAGCCACUGUUAGACAGAUCCAUACCCGACUUCAACACCUUCAGCUCUGUAGAAGACUGGCUCGGUGCCAUCAAGAUGAGCCAAUACCGAGACAACUUCCUCAACUCGGGCUUCACGUCCCUGCAGCUGGUGGCUCAAAUGACCUCAGAGGACUUGCUGCGAAUAGGCGUGACCUUAGCCGGACACCAAAAGAAGAUCCUGAGCAACAUCCAAUCCAUGAGGGUGCAGAUGAGCCAGUCGCCCACUGCUAUGGCAUGACAACAGGGGGCGCCGUGCCACGGAGCGGGCAGCAUUCAGAGGACCACCAUUAAUAUCCCCAACGGCGGCCCUCGAAUGACUCGCGAUCCGUCGGAACGCGGCAGGGUCGAGACCGUUGUCUUAAUCUGAUCCACACGAGGAGACCAGGGUCUACAUUUCCACGCUUAGAAAAAUCCACACGGAGCAGUUCAGGGUCCACGCUUGACACACAAGGAAAAACUGUGGUGGUUUUUGACCAAAUGGGGGAGAAUUCCUCGCCACUAGUCGGGAUUACUUGUUGUACCUCUGUUAUUCGGACUAUUAUAGAAACAACAUGUGAUCUGUGGUUUUUGUUUUUAACUGGUGUGCAAUGAAGAUGCCUUGACCUGGCCAGAGUUCAGUAUGUAGAGUACUAACGUAAUCAGUAGGAGUAAUUACGGGGAGAAGAAUACAGGGAUGUGCAGUUGAAUUGUCAUCUUUUAGCUUCCAUGUUUUAAUUUAAUUUUUAUUUUAAUUUUUUUUUGGUCUUUUGAUCCCCCGCAACCAGACGACUCAGUCUUGCGUUUUACACUACCUGUAGAUUCGUGGGUGUGGGAGGCCUUGCCCACGGUCAGAGAAUAUAAAUAUGUUUAUCUCUUGCUAAAUAUGAUUAUAUCUUUUCAUAAUAGACCUUCAUAUUGAAGGUGAUGCUCAUGAAUGUGUAUGUACAGGAGACUCUCUGCUUGCAUUUUAGGCAAAAAGACUGGAUGGGCCACAUUGCAUUGUGUAGCUUCCCGAGAUGCCCCGCAAAUCAAUUUUUAUGGACGGACUUGGGGAUUGUACAUCUUCGAGCGACAGGUGUAAAGGACUUGACUCCACCUUGGGGUGACGGAUAUGUUAAAAAGAGAAGAAAAAAAAGUAUUGGUAUUGUAGAGCGACGUGAAAAUUGCUGUGUAGGAGUUCCAAAAAAAAAAAACAAAAAAAAGCAUUUUUAUGGGAGCUCAUGUUUAAUAUGGAUGUACACAUGCUGUCAGUUGCUGGUGAGCACUUACUUUUGUACAGUUUUCUGUUUUUAUUCCUCGUGCUUGUUAGCAGCGCAUCCAUCCGCAACGGAGGGAAGAAGGCGGUGGUACCUUGUUUCGGCCCGCCCCACAUUCAUGGCGCUUAGAAAGGCUUGUCACACUCUUUACACGCAGGCACGAGCUAGCGCACGGACACAGAAGAAGCCGUUCGAGGCAGCCGACGAGGAAGAAGGAUCACCACGAUGGCCAGGGAACCAGUCACGACCUCACACCAUUCUAUGGUACACGAUGGAUGAACAGGUCAACAUUUGUGUUUGUGAAGAUGAGAGUGUAUGUGUGCGUGUGCGUGUGUGAGAGAGCCUUAUUAUGUACAGACAUUUCUAUGGGCACAGGUACAUCGUAUGCGUGUGAACAUCUCCCUUUAUUGGUUCGUUUCUGUUUAGCUACCACUUGUAAAUUGUGACAAAAGUACACGUCCAAGAGUUUGUAAGAUGUAACUUUUCGGAUAACUGUUGUACUAAAAUGCACCUAAUAAACGCCUUGACUAAACAAGUCCAUC
Hippocampus zosterae (dwarf seahorse) is the source of this 4857-nucleotide messenger RNA. RefSeq names its product ephrin type-B receptor 1-B. Bases 295 to 3318 code for a protein of 1007 amino acids. The record is from RefSeq and is a predicted model, not a curated record. The transcript is spliced from 17 exons. Gene Ontology annotation, biological process: cell surface receptor protein tyrosine kinase signaling pathway; axon guidance; protein phosphorylation. Gene Ontology annotation, molecular function: ATP binding; protein binding; transmembrane-ephrin receptor activity. Gene Ontology annotation, cellular component: plasma membrane; neuron projection. NCBI's taxonomy places the organism in Eukaryota, Metazoa, Chordata, Actinopteri, Syngnathiformes, Syngnathidae.